AUUUGCAGCGCCAAAGAUGACCUUCGGGAACCCUGUAACUUGAGAGAUGGCAAUCCCUAUUGAGGGGACAGCAUUACAGACAAUGAAUCCACCCAUAUUGUCUUGGGAGAGAAUUUAGAAUAUUAUGCCAGGAGAUAUCGGACGCAUUCCUAUUAUCUCCCUUAGUGGAUGUAAAUACUUGACCGAUAUUAUAAAUGAGCUUCCUAUUCCCAAAUCAACUAAUUUGCCUAUAAGAUGCCAUACUCUCUUAAAUGACCAGAAGGUUGCCCAAGAAGCUUACAGGUGUAUUAACUGUAAGAACGAGGCACUCGUUGAUGCACUUAUAAAGGGCCUGGGCAGUGUAAAUAAUGAUGUACAAUUUAAAGAUAAGUCCAUUGACCGGGCUGUUGACCCUCUUACAUCCCCCUUACUUCUGCGAGCAGUAUUAGACAAGAAUUCAGAUGUUUUUUCUGGCCAGACAAAUCGAAAUGGUCCCUCUCAACCUGAAGAUCCCUUAAGCAGUAUUCGUCUGGUAUCCAGCGAAUUUUCUGGUGAUGGAGUUAAGUCAAAUGAGAAACCGAAGCUUAAAAAGAGUAAGAGUGAAGGCAUUACGUACAACGCAGUUCGUGUUGCCCCGCUUAAAAUUUCUAUCAAGAAAACUAGUACGGUGAAAACAAACAAGAGUAAAAGACGAAGUAAAUCGUCAAAGGAUGUUCCACCUAUUUCUGACGAAAGUUCUUCGGGAAAAACAGAAACAUCCUUUGUGCAAAUAGCUUCUAAAGUCAGCAGCUCUCAUGAUCUUUGUGAUGAAUUAUCAAAGCAAACAUUAACUGAUACUAUGAGCUUAAAAAAGAAGUCUCCUCAUCCUAGCGACCCACAGGUAUCUGGAGAUGUUCCUGCAGCUUUUGAGAACUCGCCGAAAUUCCCUUCAGCGACUUCAGUUUCUCUGGAAUCCACACUGAAUCCUGUGAUUAAUCAAGUCCAAUCUGAACCAUCAGCAUCAUCAAAUAAUUCAAAUGAUGGCACCUCAAAAGUGAAUACCAGUGAGACAGUUCAUAUGUCUCCUUCUCCUUGUAAAACUAAUCAACUAAACGAUGAGCACCCGACUUCCCCUAAGACAGGUGAUCAUGGUUCUGUGGCGUUGGCUUGUGAUACUAAUCCAGUCCAAACUCGGCGGAUACCUGAUCCAGCUCUGUCUCAAAUAUUCCAUUCAGUUGCUCUCUUUCACCCCUAUCAGCCUACAUGUGAACCAGACAAGGGAGUAGAUAGCCAAGGUGGUGGUCUCUUUGAUGACUGGGUCGACACACCAAAACUUGCUGAAUCCCCUUCUAUUCCUGCUCUCACAAUACCAAACAAAUGUUCUUCCUCCGGAUGUUUCUCUGUGACUCCUUCCGUUUCAUCUGCAUCAACAGGGGUAAAAGAAAUGUUAUCUGUAGGUGCUAGUAAUGAAUUAGCGACAGGUCUUUCUCGCAGUCCUCAGUCUGUGCUUUCAAACUGCUCAUAUCCAACCACGCCCGGUGGAAAUAUUAUGGCGUCAUUUCACAGUACUACCUCUGUUACAAGUGUACCGGCAUUAUCAACUGCUUCAUCUCUUUCUCUUUGUAAAGGUGGUUAUUCACAAGUUACGACACCGUCAUCAACUAGGCUAUUUGAUACAGUGGAUGAGACUUUGACAACAAACUUAACUACUUGUAAUGCUUUAGAUGAACAAGUGAAUAGUACUCCUCAUGGCCUUGCUGCAUAUUUACCACGUUGUAAUAACCAGCGAUCAACACAGGCAUCUGUCUUUACGAAUGAGGAUGCGCCUGUGACUUCCGCCAAUUCAGUGUCCCCCAGAUCAGCACUCUCUCCAAGUGCUGAAUGUACUGAUCUUAGUUCUGUCAGUCCUCUAGAAGUACGUACUCCAGGUUCGUCAAAAAUGGCUGGUUCUGUGAUUAGUGAUCAAGUGACUUCGUGUUCAAAACCAAAACCGAAUAUUCGUGGUCGAUUUUCGGCUGGAAAGCCCAGAGGAGGAGGUCGUCGUAGGAGAACUGAACUGGAAGAACUAAAGAGAUGGAGUGUCAUAGAUCAUGCAAAUCCUGGUUCGGAAUCAAAAAUUUCUGAUCUCUGUGAAGUUCGUGAUUCACCCCGGAAUUCUGCAGUUAGUCGGGAUCAAACAUCACUAAUUGCAUCGGAACCUACAGUACAACCUGUUACCUCAAAAGAAGACACUUCACAACUGAAUUCGCUGGAUGUGUGCAAUCAGUAUGGUGGAUUUACAGAAGCUCUAGUAGAACGUGUAAAGCGAAGAAGGCAACAGCGGGAAAUGAAGCUGAAAUGCUGUAAAGUAUCUCCAUACAAGGAAACACUUCGAAGCUCUUGUGAAGUUUCUCCCCUAUCUACUCCAUCCCCAGGACAAAACAGAAUUAAAGCGAUGUCGCAUCCUAGAAAGCAUAAGUCUGCCAGCUUUUCGAGACGAGAAAGCAGGAAAGGAAACCAACGUACUGCAUAUAAAACGGAACUUGAAAGUCAUGAAAAAGAAGUCUGCAUUGACAUUGGAACAAGCAACAGCAAUAAGCAAAUUCACUUAACUGAUAGCGAUUGCUCUUCAUCUCCUGCAAGUACAGUUUUAUCCUCUGCCCGAUCUCACUCACCGUAUAUGAGCAGUUUACCACCUAUUGACAGUGUGCAACCUAGUCCUCCUGUACUAUCAUAUCAGAAAAUCGACUCACCAAACAACUGUCGCUCACACGAAUUAUUAGUAUAUGAGCGUCCCUCAGAAUCCAUUGUUCAAAUAUGUGACAUGAAAAAUCCAAACUUGGAGUCUGUUCCCAAACUUAGUGUUACAUUGGAAGGCAAUGAACCAACAUUUCAUUUAGAUAACCAGAACUCUGACUUCUCAGAUGCAAAGCGAAAUCAUGCUAAACCACAAUGGAAGGAUACGAAGUGGUCUACGGGGAAUAACUAUGGAGAAUCAGCCAGUGUACAGUCUUUCAGAUCUCAUUCAACUAAAGAAUCUUUUGGGCAAUCGAGGGAUUCAUCUCCACACCCACCACCUCUUUUACCUUUAAAUCGUCAUUCUCCCAGUUUAUUUCAUAAACCAUUGUCUGUAGACGUAUCGGGUGAUAAAUCUCAAGAAAAUAUUGAGUUCAAAGUUGGAGAUAAUCACUCACCACUAACUUGUGCUGCUUAUUCUUCAAGUAUGAAUUUAAAAACAAGCAAAACAUGCAUCAAUUCACCUACUGGACAGUCGUUUAACAACCUUACUGUCGACGUCACCUCAAAUUCAAAUAACUGUUCAUCCGAAGCAAGUUAUAAUCCAAAUAGAACUCCUAAUAUGAGUCAUACACCGAUGAAUUUUCACUCUUGCAGACAGGAUGAUAUUCGUUCAUCUCAAGUGACGGAUUGUAGUGAACACAAGCUCUCUGAUACGAGUGAAUCUAGCAGUAGUAGUGUUACAAGUUCAUCCCCGAGAGUGUUUUCAGGAAUAGAUGCAGCGUCAGGUUCUGGUCACAGGUGUCGUACACCCAGCACUAUAGCUUACACCCAUAGCUCUGCUAUGGAAGAUAAUGAUGAAGAUUUCCCUACCGUUAACUCAUGCCGCCGACAUGAUACUAAUGCAGAUUGUGAUUCGAAUUCUGACUCAUCGGAAAUCAAAUCUUGUUCUGGAUCAACGGAACCCGAUGCAUUGAAGACAGAUGACUUCCGAUCUUAUUCAUUGUCUUCGUUAUCUUCUGUUACUGAUGAAGUGAGCAACUUUUCUUCCGACGAACAUGAAGUUGAAAAUUCUCGUCUGUCAGACUUCUCUUCUUCGACUGUUCUUCAUCAAUUUACAAGCCGCCUGAGCAAAAUACUACGACGAGUUGAAGAACUUGAUUUGCUUCAGUUAGCAGCUGUUGUUCAAAACAAACUUGGAGCUACGUACAAGAAAAAUUCUGAUCAGGAAGAUAGCGAUAAUUCAAGUACACGAAAUAAUAUCUCUUCCACGUUACCUGACUCAGCGCGUCUUACCAAACAAGAAAUCAUAUCAUUGUGCUCAGAUUCAGCUAAAAUUCGUUCGGCUGGAUCAAUGUCAACUAUACCGACUGGUCGUUUGGUUAGGUUUCUAACCUUACUUUUAGUCAACAUGCAGGAAGCUACUUCUGUUUCUCCGAGUAUUUCAGGUCUAAUUGAUGCGCAUCGAGAUGCCAAGAAACGAUAUAAGCAUCAUCGAGAACAAAGUGCUCUCAGCAGUAAAUCACUGGUUAAGAAUGGGUAUUUCACAGAAGCACUUUUAUGGUCCGAUUCAGAAUGGAUGUCAUCCCUCAUUGGUUUAGACUGCGCCCGCACAGCUUUAAAUAUUAUUGUUGGACCAGAUAUGCCCCGACCUUUGCUUAUGGAGGAUUUAAUUGAAGGUAUUGUAUCUGUUGUACGGCAUCAGUUGGAUUGCUUGAUUCAUAAUAUUAUAAGAGUUACUACUCAUGCUCCACGCUCUAGCGGUUCCUCUUUGUCCUCAAGUUUCUCAGCACUGGGUUAUGUUGGCUACCGUGUAACACAAAUCAUAAUCCUAUUAGUGAAUCUCAUGCGACUGCAGCCUAAUCGCUUCACAGACAAUUUGGUAAUCAAUCUAACUUCCCUCGCUAUGGCUAUUCCUUCAUAUUCGCUAACGUCAGGAACUAGUAUAACAAACGAAUGGAAACGUUUUCUUUUGUCUCCACAGACGUCAUUCGAUUUGGCCAGUUAUACAGGAGACUCAGAAUCCAUGGAUGCAUCAGCAAAAGCUCUUAAUACUCUAUUUCUUGUUAGUUGGCCUGAACACUUACAACGCGGAAGCCUAGCACUUGUAAGCAGUUUGUAUAGUCAAUAUGAAGCACAUCGGAAAAUGAUAAUAGAUGAAAUCUUCCGCACAUUCUUAUCAGGUCUUGAUGUCAAACGGGCAUCUACAGCAGAAGUGAGCGUUGACGGUGAAAAGGGUUCAUGUUCGUCUGACAGGCGAACAGCUAAGACUUUCCGGUUGCUGUCAUCCUCUUAUUUUUACGAACAGUAUUAUGGAUCCAAAUCAAAAGCUGUCGAAUCUGAUUCAACUCGAGUUGAAACUCCUCAGUAUUUGUACAUUCAUACAUUAAGUGCUCUCUUCCUUUGUAUAACGCAAAGCUUAAUUCAUACGCCGAAUUUUUCAUUUCCUGCAAGCAAUGGAUCCAAUACAUCUGGUCGUAAGUUUUCGUCAUCUGCUGUAUCUACUCCAACACAAAGUUCACUGGUUUCUGAGGCUAUUACGGUUGAUAAUGCGCAAUUCAGUAAGGAUGAGAAGCACGUAUUAAGUAGUUACAGUACAGCUGUACGACAUGCACAUUAUCUGAUUUCUGGUUUAUUCAAGAGGGUUAGCAUAAAAGCUGAAUAUGACAUGCGAUCUGUGUUGGAAACUGUUACGAAUGACUUGUUAAAUGUCACUUUUCAAGCACCCGUUGAGUGGCCAGCAUCUGUUGUUCUCCUUAGUGUACUGAGUAGUCUUUUGAUUCAACAACUUAGUCAAGCUAAUUCGAGUUCUACGAGUUCAAAUACAUCCUCUUCUCGUUCACGCAAUGUUGAAUUAUGCAAUAGGCUUCUAGCUGUGGAUACUCUUGCCUCAUUAGUUGUUGGUCUAAAAGAAAAAGCUAAAACGUACAACUUGGACUUGUCAUCAACAUCACCAGCUUUCCAACACAAAAACUUUUCUAAAUUAGAAGAAGCGAAAGAUGAAGGUGCUGGCGAAAGCAAGCAUCAAGCCUGUUUGAUUGGUUUGUUAUCAUCACCAAUUCCAGUGGUACAUCAUUGGUAUCUUUCAUUUUAUGAUAUCCUUCAAAUAACUAAUAAAAGUGACAACUCAGAUUUAGCGGAAUUCUGUGAGAAGUUAAAUCUUGGUCAAGGUAUGAUGUGCUUUCCUGAACUGUGUUCAAAAUAUUGUGAUUUUCUUGUAGUGACUGCUCACCGGUUUCAUCUCGCUGCCUGGUUGCAUAAUUGCAGCAGAGGCGCUUCAACUACAACCAGUUUAGAUAUUCACAUGGGAAACAUAAAAGAGAAUUCAAAUAUUUCAGUAAAAAGUAAACCUAAUGCAGAAAAAGUUCGACAUCAAUUAUUGGCUGAGCUCGCUUUGACUCAUUCGUACUCAUCAGUAUUCACACCUGGAUUUUCCUAUGCUAAACAGAACAUAUCUUCGAUUAGUGCAACUUGUACGGCAUGCCCACACUCAUCACAACAUUCAUUUUCACGCGGCCGUGCAAAUUGCAUAUGCUGUUCAUGUAUGGGAUGGGGGGGUUCGUUUUUAGCUCAGUCCAUGUCAUCUCAACGUUUUAUUGCAUAUGCUCAUGCACCAAGGCUAUGUAGUAAUAUUCGAAUUCGUUUGGCUGCCCACGCCCACAUUUCCGCAGUUUAUAUUCUUCGUGCUCAUUCAGUUCUACCUAAUUUCGAUGUGCUUUAUGGCUUUAUUUGUAAAUUGGCGGGGGAUAUCUUAGUUCCUAUGCGAUCUAAAGCACUACGCUGUCUUGCUUCUGUCAUCGAUGCUGAUCCUAAAUUGAUGUGCAUAACCAAGGACUCCAAAGAUAACAGAGGCAAAUCUAGUAUUUCAUCGAAUCCAAUUUUCGAUAUCCCACAUAUUGUUCGCUCACGUCUACUAGACAAUUCAACUGCUGUCCGUGAAGCUGCUGUUGAUCUGAUCAGUCGAUUUUUAACUUUACGUCCACAAUUUCUACCAGAAUAUUAUUCUAUAAUUGUGGAACGCAUUUUAGACAAAGGCGUCAGCGUACGCAAGCGAGUUAUUCGAUGUUUUCGGGACUUAUUGCUUAACGAUUGGAAUAAAUUUAUGGAUUCAUCAAAUUCAAAUCCUAAUCGACACAGUUUUACCUUAAUCGGAAAUCAAAUCUGCACAGAUAUGUGUCUGAAACUAAUUCGUCGUCUGCAUGAUGAAGUCAAUAUUCGAAAAAUGGUUUUAGAAGUUUUCCAUGAAUUAUGGCUAACACCUAUAUCCAAGUCGCAUGCUCGUUUCUCAAAAGUUCUCGAUCGACGAAUAAUAAGUUUAGCUUCAGUAACUAAAACACUUAGACCAAACAAUUUUGACCUGCUAGAUAGUUUUGUCGUUCAGACUACAUCUACAGACGACUCACAUACUACAGUGUGUCAGUUUGAUGCAGCUUGUAAACAGAUUAUUGGGCGCCUCAUUGUUUUAAUUAAACGACGUAUUGGUCCUUUGUUGGUCCCAAGCUCUAAGCAGACUGUGAAACAGAGUGAAAAUGUAGAGUCUCAAAAAUUAUCACAAUCAAGUUCAAUUUUAUCUGAUAUUCAUGGUCUAAUGGCAUGUUUGCAUUUGGUCGGCUACAGCAAACCUAACCUUGUUCGACCUCAUGUUGGAUUUUUAAUGGAUCUUCUGCAUAAAAUAUGUCUAUCCGUCCCUCUAACACUAACCAAUGGUGAACAGACAACUAAUCAAACGCAACCGGCUAAUACUCAGUGCCUUUACCAUCUGAUCAAUGUAAUAGAAAUUGUACUUACUAAAAUAGCGAGCGAUUUAAAUGAGUCGGAUAGUCCUCCUAUGGAGGAAGCUAUGUUCGCUGGUGUAUCGCGUACUAACUUCUUUCAGUUACAAAGUGAUUUACUUCAGUUCGCUCAACGUCAUGGUCGUGUGGUAGUGGACUCAGCCUUAUCAUGCUUAGCAGUUCUCGUCAAUCAGGUUUUAAAAGAUCAAACUCAGGUCAUGUGUUGCUUUUCACAGUUCUAUAGCCUUCUUACUGAUCUUUCAUUGGAAUUACGAGAGGCUCUUUCGACAAAAAUAGGCACUUCUACGCGAAUAUCAUCCAAAUCUCGACCGACAGUCUUACGAGCACUGUAUACUGUUGGUUUGAUAUGUAAAUAUUUUACGUUGGAUUAUUCAUUCAACGGUAAUAGAAAAUUGACUGUAUCCAAUUCAAAUUUGCUGGAUGAAGUUGUAGAUACAUUGAUGCUGUUCGCGGAGUAUGCAUCUGUUCGCAUUCCUGUACAAGAAAAUCUACCGGCUCGUGGGAAUAGUAGUUCUAUGAAUGAUAAUAACAAUAACAUUAAUUCUUUGCAUACGAAAUCAGAUAUGAACGAUCCAGACUUAUGCCGUAAAGCAAUUACUGGAUUGGGUUUUCUCUUGUAUCGUCAUGACCAACUUUUUUGUACUGGUUCUGUGCAAUUGUUUUUAACUAGGUUUCUAUCUACUGUUCACAGCUCCUUGACCAAUAACCAUUUAACCCAUGGGUCUUCAUUCUUCGAUAUUCAGUGCAUUAUACUGGACAAUCUAACUCAUUAUUUUUUAUCCAAAGAGCGCAAAGAAAAUGCAGAUGAUCGAAGAUGGGCUAGGCGUUCUAAAUUCGAAUCUUUAAAAGAAUUAAAUGAUCGAGAAACUGGCCUCAGCAGCGCAAUAGCUCAAACUUAUCUACCAAUUGUCCUUAAAUAUUGUGUCGUCACUCCAUCUCUUAAUGUUCGUUCUUCAGCCCUAAGUCUAAUGUCAACCAUACUGCGUCAAGGAUUAAUUCACCCAUCACAUAUUUUAUCCUCGCUGAUGUGUUUACAAACUGAUUCAGAUCCAAAUAUCCGUUUACGUGCCACAGCAUGUUUGACAGAAGCAGAACAAAAAAUCCCCGGAUUCGCUGCAAUGCGUGCUGUUUCUGGUAUUCGUCUGUCAUACCAAUUACAAAUGGUUUUGUAUCCGUGUGAAACGUCUUCACCUGUGAUUGUACGUGGAGCGAAGGAUUCAAAGAAUAAUUCUGAGGCUAAAUCUCUUUCACCAAGCAACAAUUCUACAAAUACCGUCCUCUGCAUUAAUCACGCUUUAUACGCCAUGUUGAGAACCAAUAGACAGCAGCGUCGGUCACUAAUUGUUAAUCUACUAUCUAUGUUUGAUGAUCAACAGGAUUCAACGGUGCUUGCUGGUGAAAAUGCAACAUCUCAAAAUCGUAUAAGCCAGUUGAUUUUUAUAGCAGACCAUUUGGCACAUUUCCCAUAUGUGGUUUUGGAUGAAGUGUACUAUGUUGCGGAUCUAACGGAGCAAAGAAUUAGUCUUAUAGGAUCUAACAUUUUACGAUCAUUAUAUCGGAGUUUGCUACCUGCUUACCAAAGUAAAUACUCAAAUCCUGAAGCUUCCGAGUUAUCUAAGCAUUCUGGCGAUCGAAAACUGGCAACUGAAACUGAUCUUAUGGAUUUUCUUGAUAAAUGUGAGGCCAACUUACCAAGGGACUAUGAUCUAAACACGUCGUUCGUAAACAUAGAUUCAAUGAAAAAUAUAGACAGUCAAAAUUCCCACAGUUCACUUGAGAAGGAAUUGCAGUAUCUGUUUAAACACUGUCAAUCAGAUAAUCUGAGGAGCAAAGCGCGAUCAUCCAUGAUAUACUCAGGACCAUCUUGCUUAUUGCUGAUGACCAUCCGCAGAUUCAUUCGUCAGCAUUAUGGUGUUUCCUACAAUGUUCAUUGUGUUUCUUUUAGUAAAUCGAAGGAUUAUUCAGCAUCUGAUUCCCCUAAAGUAUGGGAGAAACCUAUCAUAUUACCAAAGCAAUCGAAUCCAUCCGGUCAACUGAUGACCUUACCUUGCAUAAUUUAUCAGUAUGCGUGUAACCCUGGGUGGAACGACUUGUCGAAAGGGCCCCCGGAUCACAUUCUUUUACGUCAUUUUCUUAUGCUGCGUCGAGAACUAAUGCUUAGUGAAGAUAAUACUCUAAAAGAAGAAGUUAUCGACAGUUCAUCUAAGGCUGUGGCUCAAACUUCUGAUAUUGAAGAAGACAUAGAAGAUGAAUACCAAACAAAAGUAAAGGGCGAAGAACGUUCAUCGGCUUUAUGUGAUUCGUUGACUACCUCCAAACAUCCCACGUCUACAUCUGAACACUGCAUUUCUCCACCAAAGCGUUAUCCCAGUAGCUCGAAUGACCAAAAACAUCGAAUUUCAAACAGAACUCAGAUUGCUAAUGUACCAAGGAAACGAAAAAUUGUGAAACGACAAUCUUCACCAUCGUCUUUGUCAUCGCUUUCAGCAUCUUCUAACGAGGUGAUGGGAGAAGUUGAAAUGAAGAAAAGUAGUAUUAAAUCUAAGGCAAAACACUCUCUUGACUCACGACUCCAGAAUUUACCUUCGAAGGCUGUCGCAAAGCAUACAGACAUAUCACGUCGUUCUAACUACUCUACAGAUUCUGAAUCGGUUGAUAUGGAAAGCAGAAAAAGCUCUCAAAGAACUGACUGUGUUCGGAGUCAUCAGUCUCGAUUGCAAUCAAGUCCGGAUUCAUCGAAUAAAACCAGUUUCCCAGGUCAACGUGUUCACUCACGUUUUGAAUCAUUGGAUUCUGAUGCAAAUUCAGAUAAUACUUCCUUGGACAGCUCUCUAAUAAAGAACAAGAAAAAUAAAGAUUUAAAUGCUAAAGUUAGGCAAACUAGCUCUCAAAAUCUCAUCACUUCAUCGAAAAAGCAAUCUAUAUCUCAGGGGCAUUCUCAAAAUCCUGUAAAAACGAAGAAUCUUGAAUGCCGGGAAAUGGAAGUCACUAGCCAAUCUAAAUCAGUUUCUCAUCAAAGUUAUCGUCAUGCAGCAAGUUCAAAACAGUCCACUUGUCCAACUCGUACUCUUGCUCCACUACCAUCUGCUAUGAUGAACAGCACAAGUGUAUCACGACCAGGGAAACAUUCCUUUAUAAACAAACCAGCCAAACAUAAUCCUAAACAAUCUGAAUUCGUCAGUAAACAUGACUCCAAUAACACCUCUCAACAUCAUCCAGUCGAUAGUGCUAAUCACUGUGCUCUGCAAGAGAAAAGCUCGAAAAAUAAAUUCCCAUCUCACAAAAUUACCCAUUCGACGGGAAAUCGAACUCACAAACAACCAUCAGAUGAGCAACGAAUAGUGAAUAAAAAAAUGGCUGAAUGUUUGAGUUAUAAAACGCGCCAAGCUGAUGCAUCUGUUAAACUUACUUCUAAUAAAAAAAUUCGAAAGGCUAAAACAUUAUCCGAUUCUGAUAAAAGUGAUGAACAACUGUCUGAAACUAGCGUAUCCUCUGUUUCAUCGACAUCUACAUCUCUAUCAUCAUCGUCAUCGUCAUCAUCAACAACAACAUCCGAGGAUAGUCUUUCCACUUCAUCCUCGUCUUCCCCUUCAUCAUCAUCAUCGUCAUCCUCAAUUCCUCAACCUCAGUUGAAACAGAAGAAAAAGAAACUCAGUUGACAGCUAUAUUUCAUUUUAAUGUUUACGUUGUUAUUUAUUACACCCGCUAAGGCUAGUUUCAUUGUUAUGCUUUUUUUUUAAUGAAAAACAACACUAUGCUUCUGUACUUCUUGAAGUAGUUACUUCCUUUCUAAUCUAUUAUUCUUCACUACUUGUUCAUACUUAUACUGCCAGGUCGUUUAACAAACCUAAUAUUUUUUUCCUUUAAAAAGUCACUCAACACGCCACCAUGCUCAAAUGCAUUCCGUUUUAAAGCGUUCAAGCGCCUUAGCUUAACUGGAUCCCUUGAACAAAAUGGAUUUAUAUCCUCUUGGCGAGUAAUCAUUGAUUCAGAUUGAAAUUUACAUACAGCUAAUAUCAUGUGAGAAUCUCUACUUUUCUUUGUAUAAAUUUUGUGAUUGUUCUUAUUGUAUAGUGUUGCUAAUAUGCAGCUUUUAUUUAUAGCUUACUGCUUUUUAUAACCAUUUGUAUCUAUCCACAAUCUGUUUCUGAGUAACUUGAGUUUUUUUUUAAAUUUCCAACUGUAUGUAAUUUUAUAUAAUAUGUUAUGAUGUUAUAUGCAACCGCUUUUAUUAUUUCUAUCAGUAAUUUUUAUCGUGAAUACUCUCUCUGCUACACUUACGGACUGUUAAUCAUUGUCUGUAAUCUCACUGACUCUAUCAAUCACUUUUAUGCCUAUAUUUCCUGUAGAUCUGUUUGUCCGUUCUUCCGUUUAUCUCUUCAAUAAGUGGUUUAUAUCUCUUUUUAUCAUUCAUUUAUUUCAUGGUACAAAUUGGAUUUUUCACCUUGUUUUAUUUCCACUUUUAAUACCACUACUACUGCUUAUCCUCCUACUCCUACUCCUACUACAUUUUUACACUUGAUUUAUUUGAACCUGAAUUGUUUGUUUCGAAGAUUUUAAAUCUAUGAACGAAUAGUUUUAGUAAUGCGAUUAAUGACAACAAUGACUCAUCAAGUCAAUCAUUUUUUUAAUAUUUUUUUUGUUUUUUGUUUUCAUUUGUUUUAUUUUGUUCAUUUUUUUCUGGUUUAUUUAUUUAUUUAUUUUUCAGCUGAUCAUCAUUUAUGUAGACAUUUGUUGUCAUCGUUGUCCGCUGUUGUGUUUUAUUAGUACAUUUUAAGCCUUCCACCUAGCUAAUAAUAUUGACGAUAAUCACAAAAUAGUUAGUUGUAGUAGUUAUAUAUAUGGUAAAAAGAUUGUCUACUUCAGAUUACUAUUAUUGUUAUUAUCAUUAUCACUAUUAUUGUUAAUAUGUUGAUAAUUUCAGUUUAAUUCUUUAUGAAGCUGGUUCUUACUUACUUAUUCUCAAUUUGUACAACAAUACAUGCAAUAGCAUACCAGAAACGCAAAUCAUAAAAUAAAUUGUGGUUUUAUGAGUUAUUGUUAAUAACUGUUCACUUUUUCCUUUUUACAACAACAAAAUGGGUGGUCUGUGCCGUAGGAAGUAUAAGAAUAUAUACUGUAUUUCUGUUAGAAGUUAAAGUGUUAGUUUGUUGUUUUCAUUGCGAUGGCUACUGUUCAGAUUGUAAUAACUUACUAAUCCACUUUCUUACUGCCUCCUAUUCUCCCCGACAUUAAACUAGCUGGCACAACAUUAUGAUUCUGAGUGAGAGCGUGUUACCCGGCUUAAG
Messenger RNA from Trichobilharzia szidati, 12754 nucleotides. The record is from the annotation of a GenBank genome assembly. Lineage: Eukaryota; Metazoa; Platyhelminthes; Trematoda; Strigeidida; Schistosomatidae.